UGGUUGCACGCCGUCCGCGCCGCCCACCGUCAAACCAUCCCUUAUGCCAUAACCUCGUUAACUUGAGUGACGUAAAGCAUUCUUAUAACUAACCGUGGAUAGUGAACGACAAUCGGGGACGUGGCAUCGCUACUUUUAAACCAGUGUCCGCGAACCUUUUAAAGAUAACCUUGUUCGCUGCAUUUAUUAUUCAGUGGCUGCGCUAAGCUAUAGUCAGGAUGGCGCCCUUUACAGGUAACCAUGAAGAUCCCCAACGUCAACGAUAACGGAAAUGUGGUUGUGGAUGAUGUAAACGUAAUAUCUGAGGAUAUUAACAACAUAAGUUGGUUAGAUUCAAACAAUAUAGAAUCAAAAAUAAAUAAUAGUGUAGAAGAAAACAUUCAAUUCAACUUAAACCGUAACAUAUAUUCUCCUGAUAUUGUAGCGAACAGAAAAUUAAGUUCAAAACCACUAAAUAAGGAGGAAAACGAAUCAGAACCUAUUGUAUGUAACAUACAAUAUAGAUUAAAUCAUAAUAAAAUAGAAUAUUCACAUAUAGGUAAGGACAGUGUUGAAAAAAGAGAGAAGACAAAUUUAUGUUGUCAAGAGAGUUCCACUGUCGAUGCUAAUGUGUCAACAAAUACAACACCUGCUGAUGAAGAACGAGCUUUCGAUCUUUCGGACUCUGAUGAAAUGUCUGAAAAGAGUAUACAUCCCGUGCCUCGUGGAAUCGUAAAUCCAAACUAUCCUGGCUUUCAGCACUUAGCUCAUACUUUACAGGAAUAUUCGUCAAAUAUUGAGCCCUACUAUCAUUCGGAAAAUGACAUGACGGACGACGAUUUGGAUGCAGAUAUUAUUGAAUCAAAUUACAAUGUUACUAAGCAUUUUAAUAAUGAACAACUUAAGGGAGAUAACAAUAAUGAAGAAAUUAAAUGCGUAGAAAAAGAAAAUGUAAACAAAGAACAAGAGAUAAAAAAAUCUACAUGUACUUCUAGAAACGACAUUCCAGAUCUUUUAAAAACUAUAUCACAUAAUAAUAAUAAUGUCGAUUCAGCAAACUAUGAUUUCAAUUGUUCGACCACUGAUAUAGAAAACAAUUUUCACACAACGGAUAUCAUAGGUGACUUUAAUAAGGAAGUUGAAGAUGAAAUAAGGCACUUAUUGAACUACAAUAUAAAUAUCGAAGAUGAUUUAGAAGAACUUAGAAAAGAUAUAAAAGAAACUUUUGUGAAACCAAUAGAAACCACAAUUAAUAACAUAAGUGACGUAGUAAAUCACGUCAUAAAAAAGCUAGUAGAAAACGACGGUUACGAUAAAAACGACACUGUGUCACCCGACCUUGUCAAUGACCAUGAAAUGGAAGACGUUACUAAUAUCAAUAAAGAAAAUGAAUGUAAUACAAGGACCGAAAUGAAUAUAAGUAGACCAACAUUUUUAUUAAUCGAUAAUAAUGUUGGAAACAAAAUAACUGAUGCUAUUUUGUCUGAUGGAAAAGAUGAAAUUAAUAUUUACGAGGAGGAAUACGACACGGAACAGCUGAGCCAUAAUGUUGAAAACACAAUUAAGCAAUUAAGUACUGAGCUAAGAAAAAUUAUCCCAAAACUGAAUGAAAUGCGAGAACGCGAUAAACUAUGGGCUGAAAAUAAAAAAGAUAUACCUGUUAUUACUGAUGGAAAUUCGAAUAAUAUACUACCUUGCUCCUCGAAUCGUAAUUGUGAAACAAGCACACGAUCCCGCCAUCAUGAAGAUAGUAUCAAAAGGAGCACACAAAAUAAGCUAAUUUCGAAAGUUAAUCAACAUUCUAUUAAGACUUAUGUUGAAUCAAAAGUUAGACAGAAUUUUACAAAAACUGUACCAAAAUGUCAAAAUGCGUCCGUCCGUAAAAACGAUCAGAUUGAAUCAGAUUUGGAUAGUUUCGAUGUAUAUAAUAUUGAAACAGCGUUGCCUAAGUUAGAUUUUGAUACAAUCGAAAGCCACCUAAGAGCAGCUAAAGAUGCUGAAAGACGUAAGCGCAAUGACAGAGAAGAGAUCAGGAAAAGAUUGGCUAUGGGUGUUGAUACUGAUGAGUAUUAUAGUUUAGGUCAUAUAGAUCGACCGGGAAAGAAACCCAGCUUACAUUCAAGACUACAAAAUGGGAAAAAUCUACAAAUAUGUUUUAUGAACGAAACUGCAUCUGACAAUGAAUCUCAAACGUCAGACAUUGAAAGAAAUUUCAACUGUAAUAGUAAAAGUUCUUCAAGAUCAAGUUUAUUUAGCAAGAACAAUUUCAAUCAUCCGUACCAAACGAGACCACUCUCAGUAAAUAUUACAAAACAUGAGAAAAAUACAAAUACUCAAAGUGGUGCAAAGACACGCCCGACAUCUCUAAUGCUUAAAUCUUCUAAGUCACGAUCAACACAAUCCCUCGGUCAAAUUGAAUUCAAAGAGUCAGAUUUUUUUGCUUUACAAGCAACACUUCAAACAGAAGCUAGGAUAGCAUUGGCUCAGGCUAAGGAAAUGGCUCGUAUACAAAUGGAGCGCGAGCGUCGCACGCGCGCCGUGUCGCCGGUGACGGAGAUGUUGCGUCGCAGCAUGGAGAAGGCGAGCGCGCCGCUCGCGACCGACCGGCGCCGCGUGUCGCGACAUCUGCUCACCGACAUGAACAUCGCACAGUUGCAGGUGAUAGUGAACGAACUUCACUCCCAGAUCGAGGCUUUGAACGACUCUCUAGUGAAGUUGCUGAUGGCUCGUGACGAACUUCACAUGGGACAGGACUCCAUGCUUGUGGAUAUUGAAGAUCUCACCCGAUACUUAGGUGUUAAAGAGCAGACGAAGAAGACCAAAGGCACUACUAAGUCCGGAGUUAAGAGGCUCACGUCUUUAGUGCACAAAUAAAUACACGAUAUAAUCUUAGCUACGUUUAUUUCUAUUCGUUAAUGUUAAUAUUGGUCUCUAAUUGUAUUGCCUUAAUCAUGUUUAAUCAAUUAUAUUAUAAAGCUAUCGACUCUUAUUCUUCAAGAAAUACAUUGACAAUGUAAUAGUUUCAAAACAUCAUAAUGAAGGUAGUUACGCAGUCUCGACGUAAGGCGUUUGAAUAAAUAUAUCAUAAUUUCCAUAUACAUAUGUAUGUAACAUAUAUAUUUAUAUAUAAUAUUAAAUUAGCUCCAAUAUAGUACAAUUCAUGUCUCGUAAUUAAAUAAAGUUAAUCUGAAUCGAUGGAACUUAUUGUGUUUAGGGAAGUUUACUUUAUUAUUGUUGAUUUGUUAUUAUAAUGUUUCGUCACGUUUUGAUAAAAUUUAAUUCAUUCUUAAAACACAAUAGGUAAAGUCUGGGCGGUGAGAGAAUGCAUUUUUGAUGGGUCCGUGAUUGAAUGGACGACGAAGAAUUACGUUUAAAUAACAAUAACAUUAAAAACUUUAAAAUUACGCCAACUUUCAAGUAAUUUUAAUUAAAUUAUAUUUAACGUUAACGUGAAAAUUUAUGUCAAAUGUUUAUGUUCGUAUCACUGAUCAUAUCAACUGACUGACGUCAGGAAAGCAAUCUCUCGACGGCCGGACUCAAUAUCACUAUAAUUAAAUGUACCUGCGGUAUUUGUAUUAGCAAUAUCUUAAGUGCCAUUAAGUACGUACGGACCCGCCAUUGUACCGCAUGUGUGUUUGAACAUUAUUGUCAUUAACAGUGAUUGGAAGAGGUGCAUUACAUUGAAUACAAAGAUAUUCGGGAUGCUGGAUUUUCUUGAAAUUUAAUGUUAAAUAAGCUUGUAAAAUCAACAUGAUUAGCAAUUUCCAACCGAUUUUGAGAUCAUAGGACGUCAGAAUUUCCAAAAAAAUUCCCCAAAAUUAAAAACACGUGUUACAUUAUAUAAAGUAUGAUAUAACAUAAAUAUUACCUAUAUAACCGUUUUUCAUUUUGGGGAGAUUUUUUUAUUUGUCUAUCCAGGAAAGCACCGUUUCUAUAGAAAUAAAAUAAUUCAAAGUUGUAACAGCUCUAUGAUGUGUCUUGUUAAAACCUAUUCCGAUCACCGUUUAUCACAGAUCACCUAAACCUUAACAUUAGCUAUAUAUAUAAAGUUUGUAUAAUUUCGUUAAAAUGUGUUACAUUUAUAAUAUUUGUAUAUAAGGUUCCUUGAUAUUUCGACUAGGACGCUAUUACGGACAGUCUUCGUUUUACGUCGAUCCGUUUUACGUGAAACAUUCGUUUCACACCAUUCCUUGUAUAUAAUAUUUGGUCACCAUCGUACACUUCAAAAGUUACUAUUGUUUUACUUAGUGUUGAAUUCGAUUUACUAACAACAGUAACAAUAAAAUGGAUCUCGUUGUACUAAUUUAAUAGAUUCUAUGUACUAACACGAUUACCCUAAUGAAGUAGAUCUCGUUUCGUUAUUAAGAAAGUGCUACUAAUAUUUUAAUUGAUGGUUUUAAAUACCAUUUACUAACAACAGUAAAAUAUUCGUUUCGUUUUACGUUAAAUAUCACCUGUAGCUUGCCUAACGAUUAAAUUCGACAUAGUAACAUCAUGAAUAUACUAUCGUUUCAUUUCCGUUACAAGAAGUAACAAGUAUACAAGUGUUUUAGUCAUCGACGACGUAAAACCCUGACUGCCAGUAUCUUAUAUCUAGUUGUAUAUUCAAUUGUCCGCUUUAAAAUAGACAUUAGCUCAUCUAGGGUAUAGCGUAUAUUUGUGAUUUGCAAAUUAGAGAAAUAUUUUUUCAUGAUAGUGCUCAUUUAAUAGAAUAGUGAAUUUCACGCCUGCAAGGCUAACGGCGACGAUCACAGGGUGGACAAAUAUUAAUCUUCCGGCUUUACUUGAGAUGGAAAAAGUUAGAUAUUUAUUCGUCUUUUAUUUGAAGAAUUACAAUAAUUAAUUUAAAAAAAACAUACUAUCCAGUGUUUAUUUUGUGUUGAAUGGAAUGUCUUCAUAAUAAUCACGUGAGUGUUAUUAAAUUCGAUAAUACACCCCUAAAAUUAUUUAGAUAUAAAGAGCACAUACCGUCUAUAUAAUGGUUGUGCUAUAAAUGUCGUUCCAACGUAUUCUAAUAUCAGCUCGAGAGUCUCAAAUAGUAGAUAUCUUUAAAGCUUAGAAAUCUUAUAAUAGAUAUACACAUAGUUAAGCACAUACACGUAUUCGAUGUUAAAGAUUCUGUUAAAAAAUUGGACAAAACUAAGCGCAUACAUUCCAAAUAAAUUAAGAUGAAAUAUAACGAACAUAGACAAACUUUAUUAAUCCUGUUUAUUGAUAGAAUUAAAAUGAAUUUAUGAUAACAUUACUCCUGGCAUGUUGUUACAGAUAAAAUUCUCCUAUUAUAAACUUAGAAAUGAAUUUUAACUGUUAGUACAAGAUUUAUGUGAAUAUAUGGUCGCAAAAUUUUUAAAUGAUUCGUAUUUAUACCGUUGUUUUAGUCGUCUUGAUAUGUUUUUGUCGGUCGAUGUAAUUUAUACGUGAUACUUCAUGUACUUGUUCCCUUCUAUUCCCAGAGCCAUGAACUCUAUAUUAGUCAUAUGAAUGUCUUUCAUGAACAUCAAUUAUUAUCAAAACAUAGUUCAGCCUUCGAGGAUUAUAUCAAAGUUCGUAGUUAAACUGAUUUCUUCAAAUCAUAUCUGUAAGUAUUUGUCUAUGGUAUAAAAUAUGGCGUCCAUUGAUGCGCGCUUUUGCGGAUAAAUCUAUGCUAAUUCCUAGCCAAAAAGAAGCUAUAAUCUUUUAAAAUUUAAAUAUAGCUUCUAGAACUAAUAUUCUGCGGUAAUAUAUGUAUAUCAAUAAAGUCUUUAAAAUAAUCUUGAAACUAAAAUAAUAAAUAUAAAAACACGAGUAAGCCUUUCGAAGUAACUUUAAUAAUAUACGUAAUUGGUGUAAAAUUUUUGUCAAAAUGUUGCAAAAAAAACUUGUAUUUACUUGAAUGUAACAUGAUAUUAUCAUUCUGAAUGUAUCAUAAUAACAUUUCUUCAAAAGACACAACGUUCUUCUCAAAACAAACUACCAAUUUGUAUCAUACGUAUGUAUAUUCUGUUUUGCGCGAAAAAGAGACAGAAUAUAUCUUACGAAUAAGAAAAGCAUUGUUGCUGAAAAGAGAUACAUAUAUAACACAAUACUCCUGGCAAACUUUCAUCUUGUAUGAUAAGUUUUUAGUGUUUAAUGUGUCUUGAGAUAAAACAUUGUUGUGAUAAUAGUUAUUGAAGUAAAACUUUUUUGUGUGCGAUGAGAACAAAAUUCCAAAUUUAAAUGCAUCCUUGUGAUAAACUUUUCUAACUCAAAGAGGUUUUACUUCUGUCACGUGUAGUGAUUUAAGUUAUUUUUUUAAUAUCAUCAAACAUUUUUGUUACAAAUUUUGACCAAUAAAAAUGUAUUGUUGACAUUAUUUAUAAUACUUUUUUAGUGUGUAUUGUAUGUGUUUGUAAAAGGUAUCUAAAAACAAAGUAGUCUUAAGAUACUUUCUUCGAAUUUAUUUUUAUUUUUUAAUGAAUUUCUUAAUGAUAUUAAUUUAACAUUAGUUUUACUCUUUACUGAAGUUACCAUUUUCUUUGUAUGUAUUUUCGAAUUUUUAGAAAAAGAUUUCCCUCUCUGAAAACUUUGAUUUCAUCUUUCAAAUCGAUAUUUUUAACAAAAUGAAGUUAGUUUUUCGAUAUGUAUAUACAACCAGCUUUUUUUACUAAAAAAAAGUUCUUAAUCCGGUCUAUAAUGUGUUCGAAACUAAAAUAUUAUUCAUUAAAAUUUGGAUUUCCACUCAAAGCAAUACAUAUCGUUGUUUAAACUAAACGUCGUAACAACUAAAUAUAUGAUUUAUCACAAACUAAAAAAAAAAGGUUCAUUACAAUAU
Molecule: messenger RNA, 6769 nt
Organism: Vanessa atalanta (red admiral)
Lineage: Eukaryota; Metazoa; Arthropoda; Insecta; Lepidoptera; Nymphalidae
Gene: Schip1
Product: schwannomin-interacting protein 1 homolog
Exons: 12
Coding region: 241-2853 (870 amino acids)
Biological process (GO): positive regulation of hippo signaling
Cellular component (GO): plasma membrane; cell junction
Source: RefSeq, a predicted model, not a curated record